CACACAAAUUCAAACACAUUAGCUCCUCUGCACAUCGACAUAUAAUAUACACACACACACACACACACACACACACACCCACAUUGCAGAUCAUUAAACAAGAGAAUUUUAGACUGAACAACAGCAUGAUUUUCAUGUGAUCCUUUACCACCAUCGAUCUGCCUCUUUCACUUGGAACACUGCGGCGUUGAUAUUGAUGAUGCCACACCUAAUGGUUUGUGUUAACAAGUUGAAGGACAAGUUCCUCGUUAACCUGAUUAACAUAUCUUGAUCUAAACUAGAUUAAUCUAAUUUAAAUAAUGCAUAAAGUAAGUUAGCCUAACUUAUCAGUAAGGAUCCCAGAAGAAAAUAUCAAGUGAAAGUGGGUUCUCAUGUUUCCAAAGGCCCUUUAGUGGCAGUGCGGAUACAGCACACUGUGCUAAACUAAAAAGCCUCGGUACACAAAGAUGCAAUGUGGCCAGUUUCACCUCCUAAGAUAAAGUUAGAUACCGUUUCUUAUUUGGGUCGACUGGGAUGUCCCGGAUGCAAACCAAUGACCUUUAGGAGAGGAGGCGAUGUCUUAUCCAGUCAGUCGCCGCAACCCUUUAACGUAACCUAACCUAACCCAUGUUGUUUUAUAGGAUAUAAGAUGGAAGAGACGACGUUCUCAACAAUGACAGCUGCAGCCACACCUCAGACAACAGCAGAAGAUAUAUACGGUAGUAACCUGCUGGGUCUCACAGGUGCCUGCGUCUUCAUCAUCGCCAUCGUCGGUGCAGUUGGUAACUCUCUCGGGUCCUUGGCUCUCCUGAUGAGCAAGAAACUCCGUCAGAGUCCUUCCACAGCGUUCAUGGUCAACCUUCUUGUCUGCCUGUUACCCGUGUGUGCCUUCGGGAUGCCUAUGUAUGGAGUCGUGUGUCUGCAAGCUCAACAGUACGGCGAUGUUACAUUCUCAAAGGAAUUGUCCUUGAUAUUUUCUACAAUAGGCCUCAUACUAGGUCAAGUGCACAUACACACCAUCUGCGCACUCGCCUUCAACAGACUGCUAGCUGUGGCGUACCCAAUGUUGUACAAGCAAGUGAUGCAACAAAAGAAGGUGAUUUACUACUUGAUCAUAAUCUGGGUCUACUCCGCCCUACUCUGGCUCCCUCUUACCUUCGGGGUAUUUGGCCAAUUGGAGUUUGAUAAUGUGGAACUGAUGGUGUCGAUAAAGGAUAAUUCCGGGAGCAGACUGAAGAAAGCCAUACACGUGUUCUUCACCUUCAUACUCCCCACCAUCUUUACUAGUGUUUGUUACGUCAACAUGUACAUUAAGGUGCGUCACUCAAGAGAGGCGAGGCUGGCCCGACGUCGAUGCAAGAGUGUUACUGAGAAUGCUGAAGACAAUGUCCUUCGCCAGUGGGACGAUCAUGUCACCCGCACCAUCUUCGUCGUCUUUGUCGUGCUGCUAUCCUGCAAUUUGCCGCACAUAGUCAUCCACAUCUAUCACCUCCACAACAAGUUUCCUACCGUCUGGCUCCUCCUUCACUUAAUCUUCUGGCUCCAGUUCUGCGUCGACCCCAUAGUGUAUGUGACCAUGAGCCAACAGUACCGCAACGCCACCCUUCAAUUCCUCUCUAACUUCUGCUCUUAUUUCGCCGUCUUUCAGGUCUCUGAUUCAGAGGUAAAAUCUGAACCCAAAAGUGAUCUGAAGACUGAUCUCGCCUUGCAGAUUCAGGCGACCUCUAAGCAGGCCAUGACACCUCUCCCGAAAGUUAAAUUCUCAACUGAAUUAAAUGUGUAAACCAUAUAUAUAUAUAUAUAUAUAUAUAUAUAUAUAUAUAUAUAUAUAUAUAUAUAUAUAUAUAUAUAUAUAUAUAUAUAUAUAUAUAUAUAUAUAUAUAUAUAUAUAUAUAUAUAUAUAUAUAGAAGUAUGUCUGUAUGUGUGUUUGUGUGUGUGUGUCCGCACGAGAACCUCGGAAACUACUUUACCGAUCUGUAGUGAUGAUGGAUGGUGUUAUAUGUAGUAAACUUACUUGAAUAUACAUGGAUCUGGUUACUUCUUAUACCAAAGCAAAUUUAGAAUUAAGGUGUUAUUAUUGUAAUUAGGACAAAGAGUGGUUGUUUUCCGUAGGGUUUCGAUGUUUUUUUCAAUUAAUAUAUUUUUUUUAUAAAAGCUCUAUAAUAGAGUGGAUGGGCAUUAUAGUCAGACAUUGUGUGUGUUAAUUUGUCUAUGUUACUCUCUGGCUGUUUGUAUGGCUUUAAUUCUUACUGCACAGACCAAAUACUGUGUGAACAGGCUGUCACAUUAUUAAGUAGUGAGGGGAGGUCUUUUGUGGGUUAGUAUCUCGCUCGAGUGGCACUUGAUUUUCAUAUUUAUGAUGUUGAAUGC
This is a messenger RNA of Homarus americanus (American lobster), 2350 nucleotides long. RefSeq names its product protein trapped in endoderm-1-like. Bases 629 to 1762 code for a protein of 377 amino acids. Gene Ontology annotation, cellular component: membrane. Gene Ontology annotation, molecular function: G protein-coupled receptor activity. Lineage: Eukaryota; Metazoa; Arthropoda; Malacostraca; Decapoda; Nephropidae. The transcript is spliced from 5 exons. Gene Ontology annotation, biological process: G protein-coupled receptor signaling pathway. The record is from RefSeq and is a predicted model, not a curated record.